GCGAUCUACGUGGCGCGCGAGAUGGACUCCGCGCGGUCGAACGAGCUAGUGAAUGACAUCUUCAAUUCUGGCAUCGACAACGUGAUUGUGCUGGAGCCGCUGAUCCCGAUCGACUGCGUGAAAUGGGUCAAGGACAAGCACAACAACUUCCACGCGGGGGCCAGGACUAACUUCCUGGAGUGCCUUGAGGCCCGGGCUGGGUUGGCCGCCCGGGGGCCCGCGAGCUUCGGCGGGGGCUUGGCCAACCUGGCCAAUCAAUGCUCCGUGCGAGCGCUUGGCGCUUGGCGCCGCCAAGCGCUCGCACGGAGCCACGGAGCCAAGUUGGCGGUAGCCCUCGCCGAGAAGUAUCCAUUGAUCUUCAAGUCGUUCAUUAUGUACAAGCAGUGCUCCGUGGUUGCGACGCGCUUGGCCGAUCUCGGCAUCAUGGGGUCGUUCAAGAACUACUGCGAGACCAAAGUCGAGUUCCUGAACGCCAAGCUGCACAGCGAAGUCGUCAUCGAACUCUGCGCCACGGCAAUCAAGAUGAUGGACGAUCACUUCUCCCAGACCAUGGGGGCGGAGCAGAAGGCCGCGAUGCUCGCGGAGAUCCUCGAGUUCACAGUGCCCACCACAGAGCAGCAGUCCGAGAACAACAGCCUCAGCCGCGGGUGCCCGUGGCUAUUGGAUUCCCGCGAGUCGAAGGCCAAGAUUGAUUGGCUGGCGACUCCGAUGGGCGGCAGCGUUGUCUAUAAGACCGACGGCAAUAAGAAGAAGAGGAAGGUGGAGGCGGCCCCGAAAGGAAGGAAGAAAGCUAACCCGAAGCAGACUGCGGCGCCCGUGCCCGAGGAGGUUCUCAGCGCGAGGGUCGCGGAUCAGUCGAGGGAGAAGUAUUUCCUGGACGACCUCUUGAGCGCCACCAUGGCCCCGCUCGCCCAGGUUGCCGCCGCGGACAUCAACGGGAACGUCUUGAACUUCUGCCACCGCGUCGGCAUCCACUUCUGCUUGAAUGGGGAGGUCACGAUCAAUUGCAAGACCUUCAACUCCUGGUCGAAGCUCCGCCGCGAGAUCAGGGGGGAAUCGAUCAAGGGCCACGCCCACAUCUUGAGGAAGAUAAUGGGGGUCGGUGACUUUGGCGAGGACCUCGGGGCCCAGGGCGGGGGGCAAGGGGGGCAGCGCGAUUGGCUGGCGGCCGCGUCGGCUUGGCCGACUCCGACGCACUCCGACCCAGGGCAGACUCCAGUGCCAAGGGUUGCCUUGUUCGAGGAGUCCUCCGAGGAUGUGUUCAAUGAAGUCAUGCGCCGAUUGGACGAGGCUCAGCCUGGCGAAGUAUCAGGCUCUGGCACGCGCACCGACCCAGCGACGGCCCCAUUCUUCAACGACCGCGACUUCGUCUUCCACGUGACAGGGUUGCACAAUGCGAAUCCGUUCACGACUCCCGUCACCAUGCACCCAGCAUUUCUGCUAGCAUCCCAUCAUAUCUCGUCAGAGCUCAAGACGCUUGGGAGGCCGGCGCAGCUGCGGACGGUUGUGACCAUCGUCUGCAGGGAGAUGUUCAACGUAUUCCAUGCGAAGUGGGCCACGUUUGGUCGGAAGCUCCUGGAGAUGCUGAACGCUGACAGCAGCGUGGACGCGGCCUCGAUCUCCCUGGGCAUCUUUGAGAGCGCAGGCGAGAUCCAGCGCUCAUUCGGCUUGCGCGCCAACUACGUCGUCAACCUGCUGCAGAGCUGCUGCUGCGGCCCCGCCUCCAUCGUGAAGGACGACGUUUCCGUUGGUCUCGAGGCCUUGAAGAGCAACCUGCACCACGUCGCCCCCUUCGACCUCUGCGCGGCCGACUUGGAGCAGUCGGUCUCCUGGUGGAUCGAGGCGCUUCAUCACUUCUACGAGAGCGAGCCUCAGGACGCCAUCGAGAAGUUGGCGGCGUCCGCGAACCUGGGCGAUGCCAAGCUCCAGAGCGCCCUGGAGUUGUCGGCGGCGGCGGCGGCGGACGCGGCUGCCGAGGCUCAGGCGGCGGCCGCAGCCGGGCCCCCCUCGGCCGCCAAGGGCGAGAACUCCGUCCCCGAGGAAUUCGCAUCGUACAAGUUCAAGACAUUGGGCUUCAUGCGCAGGCAGUGGACGGAGGAUGGCUCAGUCGAGGCUGGGCCAGUGGCGAGCCAGUUCAUGCUCGAGCUGGAGGCGUUCAUCCACCGUGUCGCCAUCGUUUCGAGCGAGGCGGUCGUGACCACCACUGCCGAGCCCAAUGUCCUGCAGCCAGAGCAUGGCACGGAUGAGCUCGCGAUCGGCACCAACGCGGCGGACGCCAAGGAUGCGGUCGUCGUGGCCCCCGUUCUGAAGGACACCUUGGCCAUGAACUUUGCUGGCAAGGUGGUUC
Prorocentrum cordatum is the source of this 2347-nucleotide messenger RNA. The record is from the annotation of a GenBank genome assembly. Lineage: Eukaryota; Dinophyceae; Prorocentrales; Prorocentraceae.